CCGCACUAGAACUAUUUAGGUUAGACUUUCCAGCCGACCAGACGUUUCCAGUGAGGCGAGGCUGUGGCUAACAGACCUGCGAAGUCAGAGUGCAGAGUGCGCAGAUGCUGCACUCCUCCACCCACAGCGCAUCCUCCCAGCAGUCCAGCCACCCACUCGCCCCGUUCUAGAGACCUCUCCCCCUUCGCGGAAAACUAACGGCACUACUCCUUUGCUAGCCGCAGCUUCCCUUGCAUUCCAGAUCUAAGAGCGAGCGAGAGAGAGUAGAGGUGCGGAGUAAGCGAGCGCGGAGAGAGUAGGCGCACAGAAAGUUCUCGUCGCCUGGAAGCUGCAGGACGAAAUAUCGUCCUGUUAGAACGAAAAACUAUUGACAAGCGAAAGGUCUACAAUUCACACCUACUCUGGCAGAUAAGCAGGUUAACACCUUAAAUCCGUCGGGCUAAUGGCUCAAGUUCAACUAAAUGGAAGCAAUGUCCAAAUCCAAAACAAUGGCAAUACCGUCGAGGAUAAUGAACCCUAUCAAAUAAGUGACGAUGACUUGGAUGACCUGGAUGACGAUUGCCUGCUGGAGGAGGCGGAGACUUCAGGAGUAGCCAAUAGUCUUGGGCGGGGUCCGUACGAGCGGGCUUGGACCACGGAGGCCACCAGAGCAUUGAUCCACAUACGCGGUCCCAUGGAGGGCAGCUUUACAGAGGGCAGACAAAAACGCACAGCUCUUUGGCUUCAUUGCACCCGCCAAUUGCAGCGAUUGGGAUUCCGCUAUUCCGCCGCCAAGGUCCAGAAAAAAUGGCACAACAUCCUUAUUACGUACAACAAAAAUCUGAGCAAGAAAUACGUAUCCGGCUACGUCCACUGGGAGUUCUUUGAGGAGAUGUUCAAGUACUUGCAGGGCAAGAAGGCCGACUUCGAUAUGCAGUUGCCACAGCAAUCCUCCAAUGCGGCACAGGCUCCAACUCCUGUCAACGGCCUCAAUCCGAAUCAAGGUCCUCCCCAGCAACCUAUGCCACAGCAACCUGCUCCGGUGAACGUAAAACCAGGGACACCGCAGAUGCAGCUGCAGAUUCAAUGCCAAGCGCCGGCUAAGGAGGCUCAGCCCUACAUAACUCCCGUGGACCAGGUGCUGCUGCAGGCCCAAAUGAACCUGGACAGCAAGUCCAACGACGAGUUUGACGAGGACAGCAACAGCCUGUCGGAGGUGGUGCGCCAGCCCAAGAUGGAGUACGAUGGCGAUCAGAUUCCAGAGGCGGAGCGCACCAGCGAUAGCAGCCAGCAGCACCUGGAGGCCAAUGGCAAGCUCUACGAUCUGGCGCGUCCAAUGCCACAAGCUCCUGGGAUUCCCGAUGACAUCUGGUGGAAGGACUACUUCGAACGCAAGCUGGAGGUCGAGCGGGAGAAGAUGGAGCUGCAGCGAAACUUGCAGCGCGAACAAGUGCAGAUCCAGAAAAUGUCGCUUGUGCAGCAGGAGCGGAUCGAGCGCAUGAAGAUCGAUGCCAUCAACAGCCUGACGGCCACGCUCCAGAAACUCGUGGAGGCCAAGUGCCACAGGGCCUUAAGAUGAAUCUGUUCCUAG
Drosophila ficusphila is the source of this 1570-nucleotide messenger RNA. RefSeq lists its product as uncharacterized. The record is from RefSeq and is a predicted model, not a curated record. Bases 443 to 1558 code for a protein of 371 amino acids. Lineage: Eukaryota; Metazoa; Arthropoda; Insecta; Diptera; Drosophilidae. The transcript has 3 exons.